This is a messenger RNA of Aspergillus nidulans FGSC A4, 471 nucleotides long. RefSeq lists its product as uncharacterized. The transcript has 3 exons. Lineage: Eukaryota; Fungi; Ascomycota; Eurotiomycetes; Eurotiales; Aspergillaceae. The record is from RefSeq and is a predicted model, not a curated record. Bases 1 to 471 code for a protein of 156 amino acids.
AUGUCCACUCGUAAGAGAAAGCAGGAGCUCGAGGAGGAGGAGGAGCUCCAGGCGCUCCCUAGUGACGAGAGUGAGGAGGAGGAAGAGUACGAAAGCACCGAGGGAGAAGGUGAAGGUGAAAGCGAAGGAAGCGAGGAAGAAGAAGACCUUUCCGAGGAGGAGCCUGAGGAGGAGGAGGAGCCCGAAGAGCAGGGCCCUCCCGCUUCCAAGAAGCGAAAGACGGCUGCUGCGCCGAAAGCCGAUGACGAGGACGAAGAUGCAGUAGAAGAAGAAGCCGAAGCGAACGGCAAAGCGGGCGGCGAUGAAAACGGUCUUGACAAUGAUGAAGGAGAGGACGAGGAAGAUGCUGAAGCCGAAGGUGAAGAAGAUGAAGAGGCUGACGAGACUGCAAAGACCAGCGCCCCUGCCGCGAAGGUGAAGGGAGAUGCUGCUGCUGCCGCUGAGGGUGCGACUGCGGAGACGAAGGCUUGA